UGCGGGUGGGUCGCUUCCCUGCAGCCACCUUGGCUUCGACGUGAGGCGCUGUGCAGGUUUGCGCUCAGUAACUCGCUGUUGAGUCGGAGGCGGCUGUCCUGAUGAAGUGUCGGCAGAGGGAGGAGGAAACCGACGAGAGGAAGGAAGCGAGGAUCACGUCACGAGCAGCCGAGUCGGAGUAACACGGGCUGAGUAGCGUUUCAUGGACAGUCGUUGAUGCGGGCCGGGGACCCAGCUGCGGCUCGUCGUGUGUGUUUACGCCGGUGUGGACAGGGGUGUUUUUGUGAACUCGCCGGGCGUGAAUAAGGCCAGCGCAUUUGGGCGAGGAAACGGCAACACAACAGCAGCAGCAGCAGCGGCGGCGGCGGCGGCGGCAGAAGAUAUCAUCUUUCUCGGGAGCUCCACCAAAGCAGAGAAAUGGAAGUGUGUGUAGCCCUCCUCCGUUUGCCCGUCUGCUGAAGGAUUUGGAAGCAACCUGGUCGUGACACACGGAGCUUUCAAGUGGAUCUCCUCCGCAGCUCGUUUCUUUCAUGAGUGAAAAAGACAUAUAGUCCAAUCCUCCACGGGAUUUUUGGGGACUUUGCUAUCAGUUGGCCCCCUUUUUUUUUUUCGUCUCUAUUUGUUUUUGGGGCAGAAAAAAAGAGCAGCAAAUCGUCGGGAGAAUUAACAGGUGACGGCUUGGACAGAUCAAAAAUGAGUGAGCUGGAGCAGCUUCGUCAGGAGGCCGAGCAGCUUAGGAACCAGAUAAGAGAUGCCAGGAAAGCAUGUGGAGAUUCAACCCUGACACAGAUAACUGCUGGUCUGGAUCCUGUGGGGCGGAUUCAGAUGCGGACGAGACGCACCCUCCGUGGCCACCUAGCCAAGAUCUACGCCAUGCACUGGGGUUCAGACUCACGGCUUCUGGUUAGUGCCUCUCAAGAUGGAAAACUGAUCAUCUGGGACAGCUACACCACUAACAAGAUUCACGCCAUCCCCCUGCGCUCCUCCUGGGUGAUGACCUGUGCGUACGCCCCCUCUGGGAACUACGUGGCCUGCGGAGGCCUUGACAACAUCUGCUCCAUCUACUGCUUGAAGACGCGUGAGGGCAACGUCAGAGUCAGCAGGGAACUACCUGGCCAUACAGGUUACCUGUCAUGUUGCCGUUUCAUUGAUGACAAUCAAAUCAUCACAAGUUCAGGAGACACCACGUGUGCACUGUGGGACAUUGAGACGAGUCAGCAGACCACGGUUUUCUCGGGCCACAGCGGUGACGUCAUGAGCCUGUCCCUGUCGCCCGACCUCCGCACCUUUGUGUCAGGAGCCUGCGACGCCUCGGUCAAACUGUGGGACAUCAGGGACAGCAUGUGCCGGCAGACCUUCAUAGGUCACGAGUCGGACAUCAACGCCAUCUGUUUCUUUCCCAACGGCAGCGCCUUUGCCACAGGCUCUGACGACGCCACCUGCAGGCUCUUUGACCUGCGUGCAGACCAGGAGCUCAGCCUCUACUGCCAUGACAACAUCAUCUGCGGUAUCACCUCUGUGGCUUUCUCACGAUCCGGCCGUUUGCUGCUGGCUGGUUACGAUGAUUUCAACUGCAACAUCUGGGACGCCAUGAAGGGAGACAGAGCUGGAGUCCUGGCCGGCCAUGACAAUCGUGUGAGCUGUCUGGGCGUGACGGAUGACGGCAUGGCGGUGUGCACCGGGUCCUGGGACAGCUUCCUUAAGAUCUGGAACUGAGCCAUGCACACAAACAGCAAACCCACGUCCAACACAACGCUGGGACACAGUUUGCACCCUGUAUUCACACUGUAUGUAAGAUUCAACAGACAAACUGCAACAUUGUACUGUACAUAAUAUAUAUGACUUAGGUAUGAGUUCACACACACACACACACACACACACACACACACACACACACACACACACACACACACACACACACACACACAAAAUCAGUAAAAUGUGUGACCGCAUACAGUUGAAUCUUCAGCUGCUCAAUUAAAAACACAAAUGCCACUAUUACCUGAAGCCUGUUAACAAGUCUAACACACACACACACACACACACACACACACACACACACACACACACACACACACACACACACACACACACACACACACUUUUUGCAGAGAGACACUGCUCCUUGAGUUAAACGGGAGAAGAAGUAAUUGGACAGUUCUGUCUUUGUUUACAAUGAAGUCCAAAAUGCACUUCAGACAAAUUUUUCUGUACCAUUUUUGUCUCUGUACCACACGUAUCUCAGCAAUGAUAAUGUGAAGGAAAAACGGUCGUGGAAGAGAAUCACGUGAGUCCAUUAACACUGAAAAAAAAAAAAA
Xiphias gladius (swordfish) is the source of this 2318-nucleotide messenger RNA. It is a transcript of the gene gnb2, whose product is annotated as guanine nucleotide binding protein (G protein), beta polypeptide 2. Gene Ontology annotation, cellular component: heterotrimeric G-protein complex; cytoplasm. The transcript is spliced from 10 exons. Gene Ontology annotation, molecular function: protein binding; signaling receptor complex adaptor activity. The record is from RefSeq and is a predicted model, not a curated record. NCBI's taxonomy places the organism in Eukaryota, Metazoa, Chordata, Actinopteri, Istiophoriformes, Xiphiidae. Gene Ontology annotation, biological process: G protein-coupled receptor signaling pathway. Bases 694 to 1716 code for a protein of 340 amino acids.